Molecule: messenger RNA, 2642 nt
Organism: Rattus norvegicus (Norway rat)
Lineage: Eukaryota; Metazoa; Chordata; Mammalia; Rodentia; Muridae
Gene: Gpc4
Product: glypican 4
Exons: 9
Coding region: 516-2189 (557 amino acids)
Biological process (GO): regulation of signal transduction
Cellular component (GO): plasma membrane; extracellular matrix
Source: RefSeq, marked provisional
GCUGAGAAGGGCACAGCCGUGCGGCCGAGGGCAGUGAGCUGAGCCGAGCUGGGUGAGCGGAGCAGCGCCGGGUAGCUGGAGCCCCGCGCCAGCGAUCACCCGCCGACGCCGCCCACACUCUGCUCUCCUGCGACGCCUGCCACCUUCCCUUCCUUCCCUGAGCCCCUCCACCCCUGGCUAGCUGGCCCGGGUUCUCUAGCCUUCAGAGUCCCGAGGUCACCGAUCCUUUUCCUAGUCCCGCGCCCAUUCCACGCCUUUUCCCUUGUACCCCACCCCGGCUGGGCGCCUGGCACGGGGGACCGUUGCCUGACGCGAGGCCCAGCUCCACUUUUCGCCUGGGUCUCCUCCUCCUCCUGUCCUCCUCCUCCUCCUUCACUACCAACUCCAACUCCCCGGUUCACGCUCCGCUUGUGAGUGUUGACUCCGCGCCUCUUUGCCCGCUCCCGCAGCGCUGCUUUGCAUCCAGUCUCAUUCUGUCCCCUAAAGGUGGGAGCGCGUCCGUCAGGGUCCGCACCAUGGCACGGUUAGGCUUGCUCGCGCUUCUCUGCACUCUGGCGGCGCUCAGCGCCUCGCUGCUGGCUGCGGAGCCCAAGUCGAAAAGUUGUUCGGAAGUGCGACGUCUCUACGUGUCCAAAGGCUUCAACAAGAACGAUGCCCCCCUCUAUGAGAUCAAUGGUGACCAUUUGAAGAUCUGUUCCCAGGAUUAUACAUGCUGUUCUCAAGAGAUGGAGGAGAAGUACAGUCUGCAAAGUAAAGAUGAUUUCCAAACUGUGGUCAGCGAGCAGUGCAACCAUUUGCAAGCCAUCUUUGCAUCCCGUUACAAGAAGUUUGAUGAAUUUUUCAAAGAACUUCUUGAAAAUGCAGAGAAAUCCCUGAAUGAUAUGUUCGUGAAGACAUACGGCCACUUAUACAUGCAAAAUUCAGAGCUAUUUAAAGAUCUGUUCGUAGAGUUGAAGCGCUACUAUGUGGCGGGAAACGUGAACCUGGAAGAAAUGUUAAAUGACUUCUGGGCUCGCCUUCUGGAGCGCAUGUUCCGCCUGGUGAACUCCCAGUACCAUUUCACAGAUGAGUACCUGGAAUGUGUGAGCAAAUACACUGAGCAGCUGAAGCCUUUUGGAGACGUCCCUCGGAAACUGAAGCUCCAGGUUACCCGUGCAUUCGUUGCAGCCAGGACCUUCGCUCAAGGCUUAGCAGUUGCAAGGGAUGUCGUGAACAGAGUCUCUGUGGUGAAUCCCACAGCUCAGUGCACCCAAGCACUGCUGAAGAUGAUCUACUGCUCUCACUGCCGGGGCCUGGUGACUGUGAAGCCCUGUUACAACUAUUGCUCAAACAUCAUGAGAGGCUGUUUGGCCAACCAAGGAGACCUUGAUUUAGAGUGGAACAAUUUCAUAGAUGCCAUGCUGAUGGUGGCAGAGAGGCUGGAGGGUCCUUUCAACAUUGAGUCCGUUAUGGAUCCCAUCGAUGUGAAGAUUUCUGAUGCUAUCAUGAACAUGCAGGAUAAUAGUGUUCAGGUGUCUCAGAAGGUUUUCCAAGGCUGUGGACCUCCAAAGCCUCUCCCGGCUGGACGAAUUUCUCGUUCCAUCUCUGAAAGUGCCUUCAGUGCUCGAUUCAGACCUUAUCAUCCAGAGCAACGCCCAACUACAGCAGCUGGCACUAGUUUGGACCGACUGGUUACUGAUGUCAAAGAGAAACUGAAGCAAGCUAAGAAGUUCUGGUCCUCUCUCCCAAGCACUGUCUGCAAUGAUGAGAGGAUGGCAGCAGGAAAUGAGAAUGAGGAUGACUGUUGGAACGGGAAGAGCAAAAGCAGGUACCUGUUUGCAGUGACAGGAAACGGAUUAGCCAACCAGGGCAACAACCCAGAAGUGCAGGUUGACACCAGCAAGCCGGACAUUCUGAUCCUUCGUCAAAUCAUGGCCCUUCGGGUUAUGACCAGUAAAAUGAAGAAUGCUUACAACGGAAAUGACGUGGACUUCUUUGAUAUCAGCGAUGAGAGUAGUGGAGAGGGAAGCGGAAGCGGAUGUGAAUAUCAGCAGUGCCCUUCAGAGUUUGAGUACAACGCCACUGACCAUUCUGGGAAGAGUGCCAACGAGAAAGCUGACAGUGCCGGUGGUGCCCCUGCAGAGGCAAAGCCCUAUCUCCUCGCUGCCCUCUGCAUCCUGUUCCUCGCUGUGCAGGGAGAGUGGAGAUAAUUGUCAAACUCUGAGUAAAAGUGUUCAUCAUCAGAAAGUUCAAAGGCACCAGUUCUCACUUUUUUUUUUUUAAUCAUCCUAGUGACUUUGCUUUUAAAUGAAUGGACAACAAUGUACAGUUUUUACUGUGUGGCCACUGGUUUAAGCAAUGUUGACUUGUUGUUGACUUUGUUUUUCUCAUUCAGUUUGAGGGGACAGGGGCCUCCUGCCUUCAAGUGUGUCCCUCCGCACUCCCCUCCUUUGAGACUCGUGUUAUGCGCGGCUAGCGGUGUAGUUACAGAACUGUAGUUAGUUGUGUAUUGGUGAUCUUGUUUUCUUUGUUGGUUUUUCUCAUUUGUGGGGUUUUCCUUUUCCAAUUAUGGUCUCACCUUGUUUCUCACAAGAAAACCAGGGUCGUUUCUUGGCAUGUAACAUGUACGUAUUUCUGAAAUAUUAAAUAGCUGUACAGAAGCA